This is a messenger RNA of Anopheles stephensi (Asian malaria mosquito), 1202 nucleotides long. RefSeq lists its product as uncharacterized. Lineage: Eukaryota; Metazoa; Arthropoda; Insecta; Diptera; Culicidae. Bases 375 to 1040 code for a protein of 221 amino acids. The record is from RefSeq and is a predicted model, not a curated record. The transcript has 2 exons.
GCGAUAGUAAAGUACUUAUACUAUCGAUGUGUCAGGUACACAAAACCCUGUCGGUCGCUGUGACAGAUACCAGGCAACACACAGCAGGAUCUACCUCUCUACUACCAGCAAGGGAGGAUCACGCUCACCGGUGUAGCCAAUGUCUUACCUGUAAUAUUGGUAUAAAGCGAUCGUACAGCGGUUUGGGUCAGCACAGUUCAGCUAAGCCCGUCCUCGAAACCAGUCGUGUAUCAGAAUGUACAACCAAACGUUCAACGCCAGUUCCUACGGUGGUGUCGGUUACGGUGUAGACCAGCAGUACUACUACCACCAGCAGCAGCAGCAGCAGCACACAGCAACAACAGCAACACCAGGCUCAGAAGCAGCAGCAGCAAAUGAUUGCCGGCAUUAUGGGCUACUAUCCACCGGAAGCGGCUGCAAUGUUCUACAACCCGUACUCGUACGUCGGUGGUCAGCUCGACCAGACGGCGGCACAACCACAGUUUGCUGGCCACCAGCAGCUGGAUUAUCAGCUGACCCCAGCCCUAUACCUGCUGAACCAGCAGGCCGAGCUGCUCCAAAGGUCACUCGCUAAGGCACAUGCCAAGAAGCCAGCGGAAGGUAUGACGACGGCGGGCAGCAAUAGCACCAACAAGCCACAGCGCAAGCAACGAGGACCGUACAAAAAGCGCACCAACAAAACGCUUUCGCCAACGGUCUCCCCAGCACCGGAGUUUGCCACCGAGUCGGAGCGUCUUUCAUCGUCCGAUCUGUCCAGCAGCAGCAGCAGCAGCAGCAAUAACAAUCGUUCCAUAACCAGUUCGGCGGUCCAAUCCGACCACCUACCGGCCUGCCGGGAUACGGCUGGUGCCGGUGCCGGGCGCGACCAGCAAACACUACGGAAGCGCAAAAGUGAUUCCUUCCUCGAGCUUGACCAGCCGCAGGAUUGCAAACACAACACCCGCACGCUGGCCCACAAGCAAUCGAUCUUCCGCAAUGUUGCGCUGAUGGCCGUUAGCUCCUGCACCGCUCAACACGCCGCCACGGUCGUACAGUGUUGACCGGCCAGCCAAGCGAUCAGCGCUAAGGUUCCCGGGGUUAAAAGUUAAACUUAAACAAAAAACAAAGCAGCAGCGAGUGCAGCAGUUCCUUAUCGACGGUCAAGUGUACAAUAUUUAAAAGAAAAUAUAUAAUUAAAAUUAAAAAGAUUACUGAACAACGAA